Messenger RNA from Paramecium sonneborni, 3540 nucleotides. The record is from the annotation of a GenBank genome assembly. NCBI's taxonomy places the organism in Eukaryota, Ciliophora, Oligohymenophorea, Peniculida, Parameciidae.
AUGAUUGGCAAAAUCUUAAUUUAUAAUCCUUAAAUAACAAAACAAAAAUUAUAUCAGCUUAUCACACAAUUCAAUUAUGAUGUUAGUUCAAAUUAAUUGUGGAAAGAAUAUCAGAGCAAAGGAUUGCUUGUUUAACUAAACCAAAACAGUGACUAAGCUAUUAUUUUACUUGAUUAACUAUAAUAUAAAGAAUUACUUUAACUUGAUAAACUAAUACUAGAAGACUGUUUCAAAGGAUGGAAAAACUUCAUAUUGCUUAAAGAAUUCUUUUUGAAUGAUUAUAAUCCCAAUAUCCAAUUUACAUUUUGCUCUUAUUUACAAUACAAAUUAAAAGUAGGAAGCAUAGAACCUUAAAAAAAUGAAAACAUUUUUGCUAUGAGUCAAAUCUAAACAUUUUUUGAUUUCAUUAUUUCAAAUAAAUUGCUGACUUUAAUUAAAGAAAAUUAUGAGAAUUUAGGAAUUGUAAUUAAAAGUUAUCGAAAUUUUAUGAAAAAUGAUAUAUAAUUCAAUGAAAGGAUUAAAUCAACCAUUUACAAUUCAGAAAUUAAGAAGAUGCUUCUCAACUUCAAAUAAUAUUUGGUAAAUACUUAAAACAUCAUAAAAAUUAUGAGGCUUAAUUCAAGGAAAUAAAAUUAUUAAAUCAAAUAACAUAAAGAAUCAAAUGAGCUAAAUAAUUUUUCAUAACUUAAAUAUUUGAUGAAAGUAUUAGAAUAAAUAUUAUCAUCACACGUUUAGGAGUUUAAUUAUAUGAUGGGUGAUGAAAAUAGUAAAUUGGAAAUUCAAAAUCUCUGGACUGAUGAAAGGAUUUAUAUUUAAAUGGAAUUAGAAAGACUUAAGCUAAAAAAUUAAUUUCUUGAUAAUUUGAAAAAGAAGCUUUUGACUUAACUAACUUUAUUUCUAGAUUAAAAAAACUUUUUAAAUGCAGCUUCAAGUCUGAUUUAGGUUAUAAAAAAUUCUUGGAUAGAAUUCGAAUAAUAAGAACAGCAAGAAAUUUCUUCACUUCAAAUAAAUAAUAACGUGACAUUAUUUUUUGAGAAUUAAUUGAAUAAUCUUUAUUUAGACUAUGAAGAAAUGAACAAAGAACUUAACAAUGAAAAUAAUGAAUCCCUGAUAUUUCUAAAGGAGAUUAUUCAAAUCAAGUAUGAAAUUGGCGCACUUUUAAAUCCUGAAAACCCUAAAGAGAUCAAAGGAUUAAUAAAAUAUAUACAAAAUUUAAGGUUCAAAAAUCAAAAAUUCCAUUUAAAAUUAGACUCUAUCAAAAAGUCAUUCCUAAAUGUAUUACCGUAAAUAAACCCAAAAGAAUUACAAAAGUUAAAAGAAUUUAUAAAUCUCAACGAAUUUCUCCUUUCGGUAUUGUAACAUUAACUUUUUUCAACUCAUUUAGAAGCGUUUUCCUCAGAUUUGAUCUUCUCAAACUAUUAUAAUAUAUAAGAUUUAAUUUUGUUUUUUCUUACUCGUUUGAAUUAAAUGGCGAACUAUUUAAUUUUAACUCUAAUAAAUUUUUAAUCUGAUCUUGAAUUAAAUCAUUUUAUAUUUUCCUUUAGAUAUUCAAAUAGGAGAUAAAUUGGAAAAAAAAAGUUAUUUAGAAAAAAAUAAUUAUUUUUUUGUGAAAGAACAAUUAAGGAUUAUCCAUAAAGAAUAAUCUCAAUUAGAAAUAUAGAAAAAUAAGCUACCUAUGAAUUAAUAAACUUAUAAUUCACGGAAUAAGACUAUAAAAAUAAGUUAUCAAAGUAGAAAGGAUUAAUAGAAUAUUUUCAAUUUAUAUUAUCAAUAGAAAAAUAAAAGAUUUCCUGGGAAGAGUUAGAUUUAAGAUUAAUUGAAAGGGAAUUUGGAGAAAUAUUCAUUAAAGAAUCUCAUUUCGAGAUGAUUGUGGAAAAAUUUAUUUAAGAUCUAAAUAUUGAUCAAUUAUUAGAAAAUUUUAUUGAGGAUCAAUUUGAAAAUUUUUAAGAUUUGAGAGAGGAUUAAGAAAAAUUUUCAAAUUUGUUGUCUGACUUGAGAAAAAUCAAAGAUUAAAGAAUAUAUUAAAACUUAAAUUAGAUUGAAAUUGACUAUUAUAAUUAAUUAGCGAACCAAACAGAAACAGUUAUAAAGACUAUGGAAACCUUUGGAAAGAAAGAAUAGAAUAUGUUUAAAAUGCUAAUAAAAGAAGAGCUGAUGAAAUUCUAAAGCUUAAUAAGUAGAUAUCAACAAGAAAUAAAAGUGAAGGAUGAAACGACCAAAACAUAAAGUAAUUAAAACGAGAUUUAUUUAUCUAAAUAAAAAAUAUAAUAAAAAGAAAAAGACCAAAUGCAAGAAAAAGAUGAAUAAACUGAUGUUGAAUAUCUUGGUAAGGAAUUAAAAUUUUACCACAAUAGGAACCAUACUGCUUACUUAAAAUGUAUGGUGAAGGUAAUAUAAUUCUAAUAAUAUCAAAUAAAAGAAGAGGAGAAUCUCAUAAAUAAAUUACUUGAAGAAAUUACUUGUUUCGCUGAUGAUCUAGAUCAAAUUCAAAGAUUUGAAAAUGAAACUUAAAAAGAAUACAAAUAAUUAUUUGAAGGUCUAUUUAAAGAACUAAUUAAGAACUUUGAGUAAUUAGCUGUGACCAAUAUCAAUUUAUCUUAAAUGGAGGAUGAAAAUUUUGAGUUAUAUUUGGAAAGAAUUAAAUCAAAAUCUCAUUUAUCUUAAUCAGCAAAUGAGAAAUAAGAAAUUAUUUAAACAUAACCUAAUAUUUCUGAUUUUCUCAAUUUUUUAAAGGCUUAUUUUUAAGAAAAAUUAGCAGAACCCAAAUCUUUUUCAAAAACUUUAGUUUAAUAAGAACUUUUGAUCCAACAAAUAAAAAAACUUUACUUAUAGGAUAAUUAAGAGGAAGAAAAAGAUGAAAAAUUUAUCCAACAGAAAACCUUAUUGGAUAAUUUAAAACAAAAAUUUAUAGAUUUAACCAAUAAUGAGAAUUUGAAAAUUAAAUAAGGCCUUGUGUUUACUAUAAUUUAGAUUUCAUCGAAUUGCUUCACAGAUUCAAUUAUUUCAUUUUGUUCUAAAACUUUAAUCUUAUUUUGGGUUUCAGAAAAAGAUUAAAGAGUUAGAAAUCUGUUAAAAAAUGAAAAUUUAAUAAACAUGUAAAUGCAGAUUUUGAAAAAAGAUUGGAAGACAUAAAAUGAUAGGAUUGCUGGGGAAAUGGAAUAAAUUUUGAAGAGGAUUGACUCAUUAAAGGAAGAAAUUUUUCAUGAGCCUAAUAUCAAUAAACGGGAUUUAAAGCUUAAACAAUUGGAUGAAACAACUUAGCAAUUAGAUGAAUAUAUUGGAAAAAUUAGCGAAAUGGGUUAACAAUUUAGAUUGAUAACUGACUUUGUUAAUUUUGCCAGAAAAGCGUUAUUAAGAUAGCAUUGGGAAUAAAAUUAAAAGAAUUUUAGGAAGGUUAAUAUACAUUGGCAGUAAAAGAAUAUAGUGAAUAUUUAAACGUGUAGAUUAAACAAUUAAAAUAAUAUUGGAAUUUGUUAUUUGUUAACUAAUGGGAGAUUAAAUAAGAUAGGUUAAUAUGAUAGUUAAGGGGAAAAUUAAUGA